Panicum virgatum (switchgrass) is the source of this 1204-nucleotide messenger RNA. RefSeq names its product nuclear transcription factor Y subunit A-7-like. Lineage: Eukaryota; Viridiplantae; Streptophyta; Magnoliopsida; Poales; Poaceae. The record is from RefSeq and is a predicted model, not a curated record. Gene Ontology annotation, biological process: regulation of transcription by RNA polymerase II. Gene Ontology annotation, cellular component: CCAAT-binding factor complex. The transcript is spliced from 7 exons. Gene Ontology annotation, molecular function: RNA polymerase II cis-regulatory region sequence-specific DNA binding; DNA-binding transcription factor activity, RNA polymerase II-specific. Bases 202 to 909 code for a protein of 235 amino acids.
ACAGCUCAACAGAACAUCCAAGCGAGGCAGGCAGACUGGAAGACCCUCUCAGAGAGAGAGAGAGAGAGAGGAGACCUUGCAGAGGAGCGAAGCGAGGUGGGAAAGAGGCAGCAGCAAGGGCGGCGGGCUGCCGAAGGGGAACAUGCUCCCUCCUCAUCUCACAGUAUGAACUGAUAAACAAGAAUUGAGAAUUUCCAUGAGAUGAGACAAAAUGGCACAAUAAUGAUCCAAUUUGGUCAUCAAAUGCCUGAUUACAACUCCCCAGCUACCCAAUCAACUAGCGAGAGUCAUCAAGAAGUGUCUGGAAUGAGCGAAGGAAGCCUUAACGAUCAUAAUGAUCAAUCAGGUAAUCAUGAUGGUUACUCGAAGAGUGAUGAAAAUAAGAUGAUGUCAGCUUUAUCUCUUGGCAAUCCAGAAACAGCUUAUGCACAUCCAAAAACUGACCGUAGUCAGUCCUUUGCUAUAUCAUACCCGUAUGCUGAUUCAUACUAUGGUGGUGCAGUGGCAGCUUAUGGGCAGCAUGCUAUUCAGAUGCACCCCCAGCUUGUGAGCAUGGUGUCAUCCUCUCGAGUGCCGUUACCAAUCGAACCAGCUGCUGAAGAGCCCAUUUAUGUGAACGCUAAGCAAUACCAUGCAAUUCUCCGACGCAGACAGCUCCGUGCAAAGUUAGAGGCUGAAAACAAGCUGGUGAAAAGUCGCAAGCCAUACCUUCACGAGUCUCGGCACCUGCAUGCCAUGAAGAGAGCUCGGGGGACAGGCGGGCGGUUCCUCAACACGAAGCAGCAAUCAGACUCCCCUGGCGGCACCUCGGACGCGCAGCGCAUGCCCGCGAACGGCGGCCUGUUCACGAAGCACGAGCACAGCCUCCCGCCCGGCGACCGCCAUUACCACGCGAGAGGGGGCGUUUAAGGAACCCCCCACUGGCAACUCAUCCUUGGCUUCUCCCGAUUUCGACUCGGCUCUUGUCUGAACUGGACUUGGGGUUUCAGUAACUGUAAGCCUGUAACUAGGUGCGACCGAAUUCGCGGUCGUUCUGUUCUGGGACCUGGCCUUGCCAAUGCCGGUUCUUUGGUUCCAAUGCCGGUUCUUUGGUGAAGCCGGCCCUUUGUGUGACGAGGGUGGAAUUGGCCCCUGUUUCCUGUAACUUGUUCUAGACGAUGACUGCUCUAAUAAGUAAAAACUAGCAUUUCGUUUGAAUCGUGAA